Molecule: messenger RNA, 1633 nt
Organism: Solanum verrucosum
Lineage: Eukaryota; Viridiplantae; Streptophyta; Magnoliopsida; Solanales; Solanaceae
Product: GATA transcription factor 24-like
Exons: 10
Coding region: 338-1372 (344 amino acids)
Biological process (GO): regulation of DNA-templated transcription
Molecular function (GO): sequence-specific DNA binding; protein binding; zinc ion binding
Source: RefSeq, a predicted model, not a curated record
UUAAGUACCAAUGGCAGAAGCUGUAAAUUCAACCAUUUUCAAGGUGUGUUUUUGUUAAAAGGACUUUUGUCUCCUUCACACUUUCCUCGUCAUCCUUGUUAUCACCAUUCUCCGUCUCUCCUAAAGAUCAAACAAAACUCUCUGUAUCUGAAUUUGAUCAUGAAAUUCGAAGGAGAAAUCCAUCACGAUUCAACUUAGGAGUUCAAAUUUUGCUAGUAAAUGAAGAAAUUUGGAUAUUUUUUUUUAUUGUGGAUAGUGAUUUUUGUUGUAAAAUUAGCGUGAUUUUGAAGGAUUAGGUUAACGAUUUCAUGGCGUUUAUAUAGUAUAUAGGAGUAUCAUGAUGGCAGAGAAUCCACGGCCAUUGCAGGCGCGUCCGUAUGAGGAUCACGCGCCGCUGCCGUCGAUACGGAUGGUGGAGGAGGAAGAGGAGGAGGAGGACGAUGAUGACGGCGCAUAUGAGGAUGAUGGAGGAGAAGAGACUAUGGAUGAGGCUGAGGAUGUAAGCAUGAAGGUAUUGAAUCACCAUCAAUAUGGAGGACAGAGCCAACAGUUGUACGGAGGCGGAGGUGGAGUUGUGGAAGUUUCUAGAACAAGUGAGCUUACUCUUGCUUUUGAAGGUGAAGUCUAUGUUUUUCCUGCAGUCACUCCUGAUAAGGUGCAAGCAGUGCUCUUAUUAUUGGGGGGAUGCGACAUUCCUACUGCUGUGCCCACUGUUGAACUUCCAUUCGACAACAAGGUUGAGGAUUUGCCAAAGCAAGCUAAUCUUUCGAAAAGAUUUGCCUCCUUGGUGAGGUUCCGAGAGAAGCGAAAGGAGAGAUGUUUUGACAAGAAAAUUAGAUAUAGUGUCAGGAAAGAGGUUGCUCAAAGGAUGCAUAGGAAAAAUGGUCAAUUUGCAUCUUUGAAAUCAAGUUCUGGAUCUUCUAGCUGCGAUUCAGCCAAGAGUAGCCUUGAAGGACACGACACACAACAUUCUGUAACUGUUCCUGGAAAGUGUCACCAUUGUGGUGUGAGUGAAAAUUGUACGCCAGCGAUGCGUCGUGGGCCGGAUGGACCAAGGACACUCUGCAAUGCAUGUGGACUUAAGUGGGCAAACAAGGGAACAUUGAGAGAUCUAAGCAAGGCAGGAAGGAAAACUUCUGUUGAACCAAACGAACUGGGAACUCCUGACAAUCCCGUGAAGGCAUUUGCUGAAGGAUCCCUUGAUCAUUGUGCUGAUCUGGAAAAGAAUCUAUUCAGCUCUGGUAGCAACCUUGAAAAUGAUAUUCCUGUGGGUAUCUUUAGUUCUUCGAGCAAUCUUGUUGAGCAGGAAACUCUAGUUGAUUUUGGAAAUGCUUCCAAAACUGAGGUCGUCAUUCCUGCAAACUUUGACUAGUUGACUGCCUGUAAAUUGUUGUUGUAACAUACCCAUUUCCUUUCUGGAGAGACGCUACUAUUUCAAACUGACCCUGUUAAAUUUGGAAUGGUUGCCGUUGAUGUGUAAAAUUUGAUGACUGUAAAAAUGAGCAAGUAAAGAUUAUUGGUGCCUAACCAAUACAUACGAAGUGUGAUUCAUUGUGUCCUGUACAUCGUAAGCUAGUUGGAAUUCUACACUUUGUGGUUGUAUAUAUAUAUGUGUGUGUCGUUUGACUGUGUA